Messenger RNA from Sparassis crispa, 2100 nucleotides. RefSeq lists its product as hypothetical. The record is from RefSeq and is a predicted model, not a curated record. Gene Ontology annotation, molecular function: zinc ion binding. The coding region runs from base 1 to 2100 and encodes 699 amino acids. NCBI's taxonomy places the organism in Eukaryota, Fungi, Basidiomycota, Agaricomycetes, Polyporales, Sparassidaceae. The transcript has 3 exons.
AUGGAUUCUACAUGGAAUACUAAUGGUUCACGAUUUGAAUUGUUCGCUAUAUUAGGAGAGGCCUACAGAUCCGGUCUGCCACUCGGGUAUCUGCUUGUACAAUCUAGCGCUGACGCGGAGCAAGGAGCAAAGCAGGACGUACUGGAACAAUUUCUUCAUCAGCUGCGAUCACAAUGGAACCUCCGUAUCAUUAUUACCCUGUCUGACAAAGACUGGAGUGAGAUCAAUGCCCUCCGCAGAAUAUUUCCAGAUGCAAAGCAUCAGCUUUGCUUCUGGCAUGCACUGCGGGCCAUCAAGACACGGCUCUCAAUCCUCCGACGGAUGCCGGCACACUACGACAUUGAAGAGGCUCACCAGGAAUUCACUUUCAUUGAUGUGGACUUUCUUCCUGUGUCCCAACGCCAACCGUCGAGCACCCAAUACCAGCCAAGGAAGACUGCACUCCCCCAGCUCCAGUUCCGCAUCAACGGUGUACUUCAGCCGCUGGUUCCUCAGGAGCAUCGGUUGAUGUUGCGAUUACCAAGACGACCAACCAUCAGGAGCGAAGAUGUAGUGCACGUAGAGAUUGCAUCUGGAUCAGGCACGAGUUCUGAAGAAGAAGACAAUUCGGAAAGUGACGCUGCUGCAGAACAGAGUCUGCAGCAGCAUCACCACUCGAAUGUGAUGGAAGACAUUGGUGAAGAUAUUGGUGAUGGUGCAGACAGUGGGGAUAUAAGAGACGAUGUCAAUGGUAAGUCUGAUGAAGAUGAGACUGACGCAGAGGAUGCACCAGAUUGGGUCUUCGACAUGGGUGAGAAAAAAUCUGCCGACCCGACGUACGUGUUUUGUCCUGCGCCACACCGCAAGGCUCUCCUGCAUCUAUUCACCAAACACUUCUGUCAGCACCCCUUGUUCAUCGAACGUGAUGGCAAAUCACACACCUCUGAACAAAUUCGCCGUGAUGCUGUCUACGAGAUGUAUCUCUUCUGUCAGAUUCGUGGUCUCACUGAGGUCUGGGCGUACAUGUGGACUUCCUGGUAUUCUCACCGGCGGUGGCAUCUGUGGGCCCGAUCGACGACGCCAUGGAUUUCUCGGGCUCGCACGACCAUGAACACCGAAAACCACUUCAAGCAAGUCAAGCAUGACUUUCUUCCACACCUACUUAGACCUCGACUGGAUCAGCUAAUCUGGAUCUUGAGCACAAAGGUUGUCCCUGCAUACAUGAAGCGAGCUCAAGAACUCGAGGACACUUACCGCAUCGGUCGCUCGAAAAAACUCACCUCCUAUCAGAUCAGAUUCAAAAAAGCAUGGCGGACUCUCGAAAAGAAACCUAUCAGCAACUCAGGCAUUGAUUACCAUGUGAACGUGGCAACAUGGACAUGUGGUUGUGGGAAUCAAAAAUACAAUGCAUACCACCUGUGCAAGCACCUGGUACAAGCCGUCGUGAAACCACCCCCUCGCUUCUUUCGUCAAGUGGUCCGUCGCAGGACCAUCCCUAUCUACUGUCAUCCUGACCUGCGCCCGAAGAUGCUUGAGGGACAAGACGUCACCCCAGAACCUGCGGAGGCCAGCGACGGCUCGAUCACUGAUGGCGAUGAUCACCUUUGGCUGGGCAACAAGGAGAAGCUGAAAGGAGGUAGCUGGCGCGAGAUGACUCAGAGAAGCGUCGCCGAAAGCAUCUUGGGCAAACGCUCACGAGAAGAAGCCAUGUCCGAAGGGGAUGCCAGGGAUGCCGCAGAACAAAAACAUGAGUCAAUCGAGACUUCUGAUCUUCAAAGUGGCGCGGAGGAUGCGGAAGACGAGCACAGUGAGAUUGACAGUGACGAGGUACAGGGCAUCUUGGAGCGGGGACACCAUACCCAGGAAGUACUCGCCGAAUUAAGCAAGAUUGUUGCGUCGCAGGUCGACUACAAGAAUAUCUUCUGGCUGCGACGCUUUGUCGGCGACAAUUUUGCGCAGCAUGCGGAGAGGUUGCUUGGCGACAUUCGCCAUGUCGAGAGUACCGGCAGACGACGAGACGUGACAUGGCCGCGCAAUCGAAGUGAAGCAAGGCGCUCCCGGAAUACCAUGGGGUACCAAUCUCGCUGCGCGAGUUCUGAUGCAGCGCCUUCGGAAGGCUGA